UUUGGCGGCAGUCAUUGAAACUUUACGCUGACAUAAAACCGAAACAGAUUGUCUCCCCAUCCACAGCUACAUAAGCUGAUAUUUGUCACCGGUCUUGAUCAAGUCGGACAAGAAUAUAGGUUACCUAGGAAGGUAGCUGCCAUAACUUCAUAUCUGGAUUUGUUCAUAUCGUGAAGUCGAGGAGAUCCAUAUACCAUGUCUGCAACUGAAAAAGGAAAUGAGACUGCGCAAGGAGACUGUGUGGACACCCAGCUGGAUUCUGGCCUCAUGGCAGAGGGGCCCUCCCCCUCCUCACAUGUAGCACCAUCACAGGUGACUGGUGACUCUGAUCCUGACAAGUACAGAUACAACAUGACUGACAAGUACACCAGCAUUGGCCAGUGUGUCAUCAUCAACAACGAAAACUUUCAUGGACAGAAAACUCGCCAUGGCAUAGAUGUAGAUGCUGACCGAGUGGAGAAAACGUUCAGAGGGCUGGGUUAUGACGUUAAGAUUUUCAAAGACCUGAAAGUAGCGAAGAUGGUGAAGGAGCUGACUAAAGUCUCUAAGGAGGAUCACAGCAAGAUGGCUUCCUUUGUGUGCGUGAUCCUGAGUCACGGGGAGGAGAGCGGGAUAAUCUAUGGGACUGAUCGUGAGGUGGAGCUCAGCAAACUGACCAGCCUCUUCAGAGGAGACCACUGUGCUACCCUGGUGGGCAAACCCAAACUGUUCUUCAUCCAGGCAUGUCGUAGUGAAGAAGAUGAUGACGGAAUGGUAGGAAUGAGCCUUGGAGAUACCGAAGCUAUCGAAGCUGAGGAAUCAACCCCCAGGAUCCCUGUAGAGGCGGACUUCCUGUAUGGCUACUCCACUGCUCCAGGGUAUGUUGCCAUGAGGGACAAACAAGAUGACACCUGGUUCAUUAAGUCCCUGUGUUCCAUUCUGGAUGAGUUUGGGAAACAGCUGGAACUAAUGCAGCUCAUGACCCGUGUUAACAACAUGGUGGCACUGAGCUUUCAGUCGACCACAAAGCAGAUGCCGUGCAUUGUGUCUAUGCUGACCAAAGAGCUGUACUUCCCUAAAUAAUGCUCUCUUAAUAGAUACUGUAAAACAAGUCUGUGAUUCUUUAUUAUGUAAUGUAAGAUCUAUAAGGAGGCAUGUAUUUGGGUUUACUUGUGUUUUAAUUAUUGGUUUAUUAAUUAUGUGUUUGUAGCGAUCUCGGAUUCUCUAGAAUCAUCCAAUAAUACUUCCAGGAGAGACAGCAAUACAAAUACAUUCAGAAAAUAUAUAGAUUUUAACUUAGUGCCUUUAGCAGCUUGCUAAGAGACUUUCAGCUUUUAUAUAAUGUAGAUUAAAGCUAUAUGCUGUGGUGUCAUUAUUUUGGUUGUUUACACUUGUCUACACUUCAUCUGACAAUGUAGGGGAAACACAAGAGCAUUCACGUAGCGUAGCUGAAAGCCUGUGCUGGAUUAUGAAUAGUGCUGUGAUAUGAAAAUAUUUGACCCUCACAGGAGUACAGACCUGCCAUCAUACUUGCUGUCAAUGUCAACUGCUGUUGCAAAUAUCCUCACAAAGUGCAAAUUGGCAAUAAAGAUACUUAUGGAGAAAA
This is a messenger RNA of Conger conger (European conger), 1585 nucleotides long. RefSeq names its product caspase-3-like. Gene Ontology annotation, cellular component: cytoplasm. Gene Ontology annotation, biological process: proteolysis; erythrocyte differentiation; positive regulation of apoptotic process. The record is from RefSeq and is a predicted model, not a curated record. The coding region runs from base 196 to 1062 and encodes 288 amino acids. NCBI's taxonomy places the organism in Eukaryota, Metazoa, Chordata, Actinopteri, Anguilliformes, Congridae. The transcript has 7 exons.